AUGUCUUCCCCAGACUCUGCUUAUCCAAUCACUUAUAUGGAGAGCAUGGAUGUGAUUCAAUUCACAGGUCACAAAUUUGCAAUUCUUAAAAAAAUAGUGUUUAUAUUGGCGAAAUCAAUUAGAAAUUCUAAAAGAAUGGCAAAGGAAUAUUUAUUUACAAGAUGUGGAUAAUAAUGGAAACUAAAAGUUGGCUGUUAUGAAAGAAUGUUUAUAAAUGAUAAAUAUUAAGAAUUAGUACAAACUUUCCUUUGUAGGGAAUGUUUGGAUGAAACUUCUGAUUCCAAAAUCACAAAAGCAUAAGAAUCACAGAAAUCAAUAAUCUAGAAUAAUCAUUAAAAAUAUAACAAACCAAUAAAUGAUAAAGAUUUAAAUUCUAUUACUGAUAAAAAUUAAAUUAGACCCAAAAUAUCGUUAAUGGAUAUAUUCAAUAUUUUUAAUAGCUUGAUGAAUAAUUGUAUUGGGACAUUCCUCCUUAAAAAAGAGAGAAAUUUUAGAGAAUUAUCAUUUUCUAAAGCACAAGUUCUUUGGAAGACUCUAAACAAUCUCAAAACUAAUAAGUUAAUUCAGAUUUCUUAAGUUUAGUUAAUCUAUAAAAAAAUUGGAUUUGUUAUAGUGCAUGAUCACAAUACUAAUCAAACCUUCUCAGAGAAAAUUUAAGAUCUCCAUUCAUAUUCAAAUAUAUCGGUUAAUUGA
Messenger RNA from Paramecium tetraurelia, 693 nucleotides. RefSeq lists its product as uncharacterized. The transcript has a single exon. Lineage: Eukaryota; Ciliophora; Oligohymenophorea; Peniculida; Parameciidae. The record is from RefSeq and is a predicted model, not a curated record.